CAAGCUUAUGUACCCUGGAGUCAGAGCUACCUCCUGGAAAAACUACGAAUAAGGCCGCAGCAGCAGUGGCCAUCAGCCCACACCUAUCGCCAGCCGAGGCAAAAAUCAUACAAGACCUCACAGACGCAGGGAGGAACCAUGAUAACCAAGUUCUUCACAUCUACUGUUCUGCUACUUUUAUUAUGCUCAUUAUACACCUUCAGCAAAGAUGACUUUCGGGAUCUUUCGGAGGAAAACUGGAAUAUUUUAGGCAACGUGCGGAAGAUGCUGAACAACACCGAACGACUUUUGCUGUAUUUGGCAGUGAAUGGGCCAGUACGAGGGAACACACGGUAUUGCUGGUCGUCGCGCAGAACGCACAACCUCACACGUGGCUAUAAAGCAUACCGUCAUCUUAUAACCUUUUAUGACAAUAGUUCAUCGCGCCAACUUUGGGGAUUUAGGACGGGAGACUAUAUUGUUCGGGCCCGUCAUGGACAUCCAGGAAUAUUCCUAAUAGCCACCUACCGUAACGGCUCCAUAGACAGGGACUUCACUGAAUAUUAUACCAUUGUCGGUGCUGAUGAUUCAUGCUUUGUUAUGCGUUCAGAAACACCAAGUAAACAAUUACCAAGCUGCUUUUACUGGGUACAACGCACUAUAGAAGGAAAUCACUCACAAUGUGAUCAAGCGUACCUUGGGAAUUGCUUCAUGAUAACUGGACAGUACUACAAUCUAAGUGAUUAUAUAGGAAAGUGCGAUUUCAGCUCCAUGUGAUACAACUUCUUCAGAGUUGCAGACAUGUCCAUUAUCUUACAAUGCUCCAAGUUGUUGUUGCGAGCCGGCUAAUAAAAAAUUCUAGAAUUUAUGAGCA
Dermacentor silvarum is the source of this 853-nucleotide messenger RNA. RefSeq lists its product as uncharacterized. The transcript has 8 exons. Bases 139 to 756 code for a protein of 205 amino acids. NCBI's taxonomy places the organism in Eukaryota, Metazoa, Arthropoda, Arachnida, Ixodida, Ixodidae. The record is from RefSeq and is a predicted model, not a curated record.